CAAAACGCGUAAAAGAUGAAUGGUGACCAAACAACAUUUACGCACGCUCAAUUAAUGGUGUUCUAAUGGUGGCACGCGACGUGCGUAAAAAGGCGCAAAAUGGCCUUUGGAAAAAAAACGGUAAAUGUGGUCGCUGCGUGAUUUUAGUGACGGGGGGAGGAGGGGACCAAGCAUAAGUGAGGGUGAGUGGAUGGCGUGGGCUUGUCCCCCUCCAAGCCGCACAUCAUCAUCAUCAUCCUCGGCGGGUACACAGCAACAGCCUCGUACGCAUCCUCCUCCUCUUUCUCCUCCUCCUCUUUCUCCUCCUCCUCCUCAUCCUCAGCAUCUCCAGGCCGGAGGGACGCAGGAUUUAAGACAUAAAAAGAGGCUUUUGUCCCAUACAUUGGUUGAUCUAACCGAAGCCCCACACGUUAAGGGGAUCUCAAGAAUCUUUUGACCCUUGGUGCACCGUUUGAAACCCCUUCAACAUGGAGGACGGCUACCAAAACCGGACUGCCUUCAUUAAAGGUGCCAAAGACAUCGCCAAAGAAGUCAAGCGGCAAGCGUCCAAGAAGGUGGGCCGCUCGGUGGACAAGAUGAGCGACGAGUACGCCAGGCGCUCCUACAGCCGCUUUGAGGAGGACGACGACGAUGACUACCCCAUGCAGGGUAGCCAAGAUGGAGGCUAUUACCGUGGCGACAGCACGGCGAGGAACGACGACGAAGGAGGCCACAGUGACUCCACGGAGGGUCACGAUGAAGACGAUGAGAUCUACGAGGGAGAAUACCAGGGGAUCCCCCGGGCCGACUCGGGCAAAGGCAGCCUGGCCGGAGGUCCGGGGUCAAUGACAACCGGAGGUCAAGAGUUCAGAGACAUCGAUGUGUCUGACGCUCAGAGGCAGAAGGAUAAGGAGGAGCUGGCCCAGCAGUACGAGACCAUCCUGCAAGAGUGCGGCCAUGGGAAGUUCCAGUGGACCCUGUACUUUGUGCUGGGUUUGGCACUCAUGGCUGACGGCGUGGAAAUCUUCGUGGUCGGGUUCGUCCUUCCUAGCGCAGAGAAGGACAUGUGUCUGUCCGAACCCAACAAAAGCAUGCUUGGUCUGAUUGUUUAUUUUGGGAUGAUGGUUGGGGCUUUCCUCUGGGGAGCUCUGGCUGACCGGAUAGGCCGCCGGCAGUCUCUUCUCAUCUCUCUCUCCAUCAACAGCAUCUUCUCCUUUUUCUCCUCUUUCGUCCAGGGCUACAGCACUUUUCUCUUCUGCCGUCUCCUGUCAGGAGUUGGAAUUGGUGGUUCAAUUCCCAUUGUGUUUUCCUACUACUCUGAGUUUUUGGCCCAAGAGAAGCGCGGUGAACACCUCAGCUGGCUCUGCAUGUUCUGGAUGAUUGGAGGAAUAUAUGCAUCUGCUAUGGCCUGGACUAUCAUCCCACAUUAUGGAUGGAGUUUCCAGAUGGGUUCAGCGUAUCAGUUCCAUAGCUGGCGUGUGUUCGUGCUAGUGUGUGCUUUCCCGUCUGUGGCGGCCAUCGCAGCCCUAAACGCUAUGCCUGAGAGUCCUCGCUUUUAUCUUGAGAAUGGCAAACACGACGAAGGCUGGAUGAUUCUGAAGCAAGUCCAUGACACAAAUAUGCGAGGAAAGGGGCACCCAGAGAAAGUCUUUUCUGUGACCACAAUCAAGACGGUGAAGCCGGUGGAUGAAUUGGUGGACAUUGGCACUGACACCCCCGUAUGGCAACGCUACCAACUGAAGAUUAUGAGCCUUUCCCAACAGAUAAGGAAAAAUAUCCUUGCUUGCUUCAGCCCGGAAUAUAAACGGACAACUUUCAUGCUCAUGGCUGUGUGGUUCACCAUGUCCUUCAGCUAUUACGGAUUGACGGUGUGGUUCCCCGACAUGAUCAAGUACAUCCAGAAGCAGGAAUACGACUCUCGAACUAAGACCUUCACAAAGGAGCGAGUGGAGCACGUCACUUUCAACUUCACCCUGGAAAACCAAAUACAUAGCCACGGAUACUAUUUUAACGACAAGUUCCUCAACCUGAAGAUGAAGUCGAUGGUGUUUGAGAACUCUGUGUUUGAGGAGUGCUACUUCGAGGACAUCACCUCCACACACACCUUCUUCAAGAACUGCACCUUCAUCGCAAGUUUGUUUUACAACACAGACUUGUUCAAAUACAGAUUCGUCGACUGCAAACUGGUCAACAGCACGUUCCUCCACAACAAAGAGGGCUGUGUGCUGGACUUCAGCGACGACUUUAACAACGCCUACAUGAUUUAUUUCAUCAACUUCCUGGGCACACUGGCGGUGCUGCCUGGAAACAUCGUCUCCGCUCUGCUAAUGGACAAAAUUGGCCGUCUAAGGAUGCUGGCCGGGUCCAGUGUCAUAUCUUGUGUCAGCUGUUUCUUCCUGAUGUUUGGGAACAGUGAGUCAGGGAUGAUCGCCCUCCUCUGUCUGUUUGGGGGCAUCAGCAUCGCCUCUUGGAACGCCCUGGAUGUGGUCACAGUGGAGCUGUACCCCUCUGAUAAAAGGACCACAGCAUUUGGUUUCUUGAAUGCCCUCUGUAAACUGGCUGCCGUGUUGGGCAUCAGUAUUUUCCAGUCGUUUGUCGGCAUCACUAAGGCCUUACCCAUCCUGUUCGCCGCCGGUGCCCUCGCCGCCGGCAGUUUCCUUGCAACAAAGUUGCCCGAAACUCGCGGCCAAGUGUUACAGUAAGGAAAAAAAUGACCAGCAGUGGGCAGUGGCGUAAAGCUGGAGAGCAUGGCCAAGCCCUGGAGCCCAAACACCCCUGAGAGCUUCAAACGCCGCCUGUCUGUCACACAGAAACAGAACAGACCGCCCUCCCAAAUGUAGGCCUAGAAUCCUUUGAAAUGUGGAUUGCAUCCUUUUAAUCUGUUUGCAGACACACAGCGAUCAUAAAAGAAGAGCACACACAUGUGGACAAAGCUAUUAGAGCAUCACAACACCUCUGCUUUAGUCAGCUGCUCUCUACCAGAUGUGGUUUUAUACAUAUACACAUACAUUAUGAAGGAAUCACCCUAAAAGAUGAUGUGUUUUUAUGCAGUCUACAGACACGAUCGCUGUGUUAUUUUGUUUUUUUUUUUGUUAUGGGUUUCAGUGACUGGCUUACAGUGCUGCUAAUAAUUUACUGUGAUUUUUGUGGUAAAACCUGAUUUAUAUUUUCAAUCAAAAGCGUGUUUAUAGGUGUAUUUUGUGACUGUUCCUUUUUUCUAAAAUGAAAUCACAAAUAUCUGACCCUUGAAAACUGCUUGUUACUAAAGCCAGACCUGCUGAAUGAAUGCUGUUACUUUCUGCCACAUGACGUUCUAACAUUCCAGUGAGGCUGGGUUUAUUCAGACACCUUUCCCUUUCAGUUCCUGAAUAAUUCCGGCUAAAUUGUUGCCACGAAACUCAAACAGGUAAAGAUGCAUUUCACAGGAUUCUCUGUUGUGCAUGGGAAGAGUUGGAGCCAUUUCCUCUGUGUUGAACCAGUGUUUCCCCUCCCUGAUGUGUGGAAUGUUGUUGGCGUUUUUAUGUGGAUUGCACAAAUGUCUGUGGGAUGGGUUUGGGUUGCAUAAAAACGAUGGGAAAUCAAUUUUUUUUAAAAACAGAAUCAGUCAUGUGAGUGUUUGUGGGGCUUUUUUUAUUAGAGAAAAUUACUCCAUUGACUUUUUUAAUCAAAAUGCUGGAUGUUACAACUUGAGACUUGGUGGUUGAUUUGUACAUUAGUAAAAAUAUGUUUUAUAAGGUUAGCACAAAAAAAAAUACUUUACAUUCCACCGUUUAGGCAAAUGAGUGCAACCAUGUUAUCAUCAUUUGUACUGUGGUUACAUCAUUUUUGUCAUUUGAUAAAUUCACAACAAUUAUUUUUUUCUUUUAGGUUUAUUUUAGGUAAACUUUAAUAUAGGGCACUUGUUUUUUCUGGAGUCAUAUAGUCAACCUUGACUUUGAAUUGGACCCUACGCCCCUCCCCCCUCCACCAGACUAACCCUUACUGGCUGAGCGGCUGCCCCUCCACCUCUGCCUCCCUUAUAUUUUUCAUGGAAAAAAAAAACCCAAAAUGGCGGCUUUCCUGUUGGUUUAUCUCCGUAGCAACCAUCCUAUUUUGGGUUUUCCUGGGGAUGAUGAACACGUCCAUGUCAUUUUUAGAAGUAUCGGCAAAAGUACAUUUUUGGAUUUCCUUGGCAACCAAGGUUUUUUGUUAAAAAAUCUUUAUAUGUCCAUUUAAUAUGUCAAAUCGUUUUGUUCAGCUUGAGCCACCAAUUCAUGAAUUACAUUUCCACAAUAUUCCGGUAAAAAAUGUGCGAGCAACAAGAAGAUGCCACUUUUGCUACUUCCAAUUUUAAUAUUAUUUCCCCAGUAACUUCCCAAUUAUGCUCGAGGAGUUAGGAAGCAAUAGAUUGAGGAGUUAGAAUUUGUAGCUGGUACUAAAGCUAAUUUGUUUUUAUUCAAAAUGGUAGCCUGUGCUCAUAUUUGACUCUUUUAUCACUAAAAUAUGUCUUUAAAUUUGACCAAACUUCAUGACAAACUCAUCCUAAUCGUCACUAUAAGUUUCUCCAAAGGUGUAAACCAACGUGUGCUGACAAUCAAUAAGUCAAAGUGUGACAGUUUGACCCAAAAAAACGCCCUCUGUUUGUGCAUGUUCUGAAUGAUAUUAUCUUAUCAUAAAAAGACACAGAGAUGGCAUCCAAAAACAUUUAGAUUCUAUAUUUUACCAAUACAAGGUGAAUGUUUUUUUGUUAUUUUAUUCCCGCAGUUUUUAAAGAAUUCUUUUUAUAUUUCCUAAUCUCUUCUUAGUUAGUAUUUCUUUCAAAGAUUUAGUCAUAUGUGACAUUUCUGUGUUUGCAAAGGUUCCCUUAGCAAAAAGUAGUCUUUUUAAAUGUGCUACAGUGUACUUACUCUAUGCUAAAAGUGAGGUACUAUACUUAAAGUUUUGUUUUUAUGUACUAUCUUUAUAUUGUAAACUUAAAAUAUUCCAAUUUAGACUGAAGAAGUAUUCAGUUAAGUAUACUUCCUACAUGUACAUGGUCUACAGUAUAUUUGCUAAUCUUACACUCAAGUAUACUUAAUAAAUUAAACUACUACUUUUUGCUGAGGGUUAUCAUCCAUCUUGUCACCAACAGAAAACAUUGUUUACUUCUUUUAGCUUAACUUAGCAUAAACAGAAAACGGCAAGGAAGCUUUUUCACUCUUUAUGCUAAGCUAAGCUAAUCUAUGCUGAAAUAAGCUAAGCUAACCACUGACUGACUGUAUUUUUUUAGAUUUGUCGGUUUUAAACACGAGAACUUAGUUUUAUAUGAAGCCCCUGACAAGCAUGAAAAUUUAGAUUUUUUUUUUAAGCAAAAAAGUAUUUUUCUGAGGCUACGUUCACAUCGUCUUUGGGAACGCAUGUUCAAGCUUGUUUGUAAAUGUGCGUAAACAUGCGUUUCAGGCCUGCCAGUUAAACCAGGUUGAACUUUGACCAAUCAGGGAUUUGGUAGCCACAUAUGGAUUUGGUUCAUCUGGUGAAUCUGGACACGGUGUAGAGCCUGACGAUGUUUGUUUAUCAGUUAAAGAUACACUGACAUGAUUAUGAUGAAUAUCCAUGCUAGGACGCUAACAAAUGAACUAAAUAAUUUCUGUAAUGUGCCCAAAUCGUGAGAUUAGCACCACUUUGACAUUUCGCACCCACCCUCUUCCAACUCUAGGUGGCGGACAUGUGCUAGUAAACAGAAGAAAAAGCCCUUCGAUGGACGCGCACAUACUAGAGCGCGUUCGAAUGUCUGGUGUGAACGAAGCUUCAAGUUUUGUCAAAUUAUGUUCCAUCAAUUUUUUAUAAUUUUUUUAAAAGAACAAAUCUUUUAAUUUUGUUCCAGACUAUUUUCCUACUUUUUUUUCUUUGUUCAGGACCAAGGAAUAUAUUUAAAAGAGAAAAAAAAAAUAUUCUGGAAAUCUAUCUUUCAUAACCUACCUGGGUGUUCUUGUGCAGAUGCGGUUUGGUCUUUUAGCAUCUGGCUGCUCAGUCAUCCCUGAAAGUGCCUUUCUCCUCAGAGACAGUCAGUCUCAGAGAUGACUCCAUUUAGGGAAAAAAAAGCUUCAACGACAACGUCGCCCUCCAAAACUCUGUACACAACUGAUCGUAACGCAUGUUUCGUGCCGUGUUGUCUGACUACUUCCUGUAUGCCAGCUGUUCUUGUCCAAAGAAAGAACAAGUGUUCUCAUUGUUGUAUGAUGAUAUAGACUUGUUGCUUGCAGUGGUUUUUUUCUUAAUCAAAGUGGGGUUAAAAAGUGGUUACAACUUAAGUUUGUGUUCUGAAAGUAAGUGGUGGCAGUGCUCCUUGUUUACCUGAACCCAGGUGAUUUUUAUCCAUAGUUAUGAAGUAUAUAUGAUGACAUUUAUACCGUAAAUGCUCGUAAGCCUACAGUUUAUCUUGUUACGAAGAUACGAGGUGGGUUAAGGCCGGGGAAAGGCAAUAGUUACCGGAAUGAAGAUGCAUUCAUCGUGUAAAAAAGAUUAUAUUGCUCGGUUGUUUGUACAAAUCCAUGAAAAAGACGGAAGCGGAAGCAAUAACGUGGAGCCCUUCCCCCGUUAAAGCAACAAAUUCUAUCAAACCCUUAUAAUGUGUUGACCUAAACACAACCUAAAGGUUAAAUUAAAGCUCCUAAUGUAAAAGAUUAUAAAAUGUGUAGAAUUUCCAUUCUAUAUAAAUAUAUAUAUUUACAUACACCUGUACAAAUUGUGAAAAGGAUUGCUGGUUUAAUUGUAUCAAUGAUAGUGAUAUGGAAUGUGGUGGAAAUUAAACACUAGUCUACAGGACUUUUCCUAAUAAUGGCAGUUUGUUAAAUGUUUUUAUGGCAUGAUUUGUUGUUUUGGUUCUGGAGAACACACAGCCGAGUCCAAAAUGAAUCCGAAAAAACGGACUUACUUAUGCCAGAAAUCCCGUCGCCACGGGGAACCUGCAGGAAUCCUCCACUGUAGCUUGGACUCGAGGAGUGUCCUCAUUUUUUCUUUUAUUUAGUUUGAUUUAACUGAAAAGUCUUUCUCUUUACGUGACUUCACUUGAGAAAUUCAGUGUAUUUCGUGUAGAAACUAGAUGUUUGUACGUGAAAGUUUGGAGUUUGUGGAACAAAAAGAUCAAGGAAAACAAACAAAAAAAAGACAAUAUUCGAUGCUGUUAUAUGUCGUCCUCAUGUUUUGUAAAUGAAAAUCUUGGUAAACUGAAUAUUUCAUUUCUUGUUAUUGAAAUACUUUAGUGAUGCUGAAAAGGUGCUGUAUUUUCUGUGAGUUGCUUGUUGUGCUGGAAUUGGCACUUUGGUGCCAGUUUUCCAGUUUCAUGAUGGGAAUCAUAACUCAAAAAUAAACAUUGCAAAAGAUC
Messenger RNA from Oryzias melastigma (Indian medaka), 7321 nucleotides. Its product is annotated as synaptic vesicle glycoprotein 2A. Gene Ontology annotation, biological process: chemical synaptic transmission; transmembrane transport. Gene Ontology annotation, cellular component: membrane. NCBI's taxonomy places the organism in Eukaryota, Metazoa, Chordata, Actinopteri, Beloniformes, Adrianichthyidae. The transcript has 13 exons. Gene Ontology annotation, molecular function: transmembrane transporter activity. Bases 468 to 2681 code for a protein of 737 amino acids. The record is from RefSeq and is a predicted model, not a curated record.